CUGGGUGGCAAGUUACACUCUGAAAUUAUGUAUUUGGCACGUUGCAAAGUAAAUCCCUAAAAGUGCCACUUGUCUGGAAAGUCAGUCAAGUCUUGACAGGUAUUUUAAACAACAAUUCAAUUACAACCGACAUUUCCGCUGAAAGUUUCAUGAAAGCUAAACAUUGGAGUUUAAAAAUUUGGUCUUCUGUGGUGUUUACUUUCCCGAGCGAAUCCCCACAGCCAGCACAGCCGGAGCAAGAGGUGAGGGGCUGGAGCAUCGGGGCGAUGGUUUGGGGCAAAAUCAGAGAACAUUUACAGUGUGCGGGAAGAGGCAAGAAGGAAUGUUUUCGGGGAGGGGCGAGUGGGAGUGCGGGCGAGAGAGGGAGACCUGCACUCUGAGUCGUCCUGUCCGUAAUCCCCGUCACCAAACACUCACUCGGUUAUCAGAAACAUUUCAGAGCCCUUGAGAUUAAUGGCUGGUGCCAUGUAAACAGAGCCUUAUAUUGGGAAGACAGAGUUACCGGCAGGCCAGUGCACAGCAGGAGAAGACCAAGGCGGGCCCCUGUCCCUUGCAAGUCCCGGCGAUCCCCGGACAAAGAAAGUCCCAGGAUGGGCAACAGUCUGAAAGCCGUAGUUGCUUUUGUGCCCUCCAAGGAGUGCCAGAAGUACCUCCUGGAAGACCUAGAAGAGAUGCCAGUGGAUAAAAUGGUGGAUCUGAGCGGCAGGCAGCUGAGGCGGCUACCUCUGCACAUUUGCUCUUUUCGGGAACUGGUCAAGCUGUACCUGAGCGACAACAACCUGAACCAUCUGCCCCCCGAGCUGGAGCAGCUGCAAAACCUGCAGAUCCUGGCGCUGGACUUCAACAACUUCAAAGCGCUGCCCCUGGUCGUGUGCACGCUGAAGCAGCUCUGCAUCCUCUACCUGGGCAACAACAAGCUCUGCAGCCUGCCCCUCGAGCUCCGGCUCCUGCAGAACCUCAAGACCCUCUGGAUCGAGUCCAACUGCCUGCAGCGCCUGCCCGAGGUGGUAUGCGAGCUCAGCCUGCUCAAGACCCUGCACGCCGGCUCCAACGCGCUGCGCACGCUCCCUGCCCAGCUGCAGUGCCUGCGGGAGCUGCGCACCAUCUGGCUGUCGGGCAACCUGCUGUCCGAGUUCCCCCCCGUCCUGCUGGACAUGCCUUUUCUGGAGGUGAUCGACGUGGAUCGUAACUCCAUCCGGUUCUUUCCCAGCCUGGCUCACCUCCCCGGCCUGAAGCUGGUGAUCUACGACCACAACCCCUGCAGGAACGCACCCAAAGUGGCCAAAGGGGUGCGCAGGGUGGGGAGAUGGUCAGAGGAGACCCCCGAACCCCGCAAGCGGUCCGGGGCAGUGAUAGAAAUCACGCUCGAUGAGAAACCGUCGCCACCUCCUGCCGCCAAGCCCGAGCCAGAAGCCGAGCCCUGCUGAUGCUCAGCUGCCCGCUCCGGCAAAGGCAGCGGCACACUCGCCCCACCGCCCAACCUCUACCUCUCCCUUCCUUGCUGGUGUCCAGGGAGCACCACAUCGCCUGGCUGGUCUUCAGGAGUAGGUGCACCAGCUUAGAGCUAGGAGAUGGCAAAAUUCUUGUGUACAGACACCCCCUUUUGCACAGCAGCCAACACUCUCUCUAGAGGAAAGACUUCUUCCCUUUCCCUCUCCUCCCAUGCGAGGACGACUCACAGUUCACAGUAGAGAUGAAGACACAGUUAAGGCGUUUUCCGUGGGUGGAUUGUACAGAGCACGUACGGACUCGCUGCUCUUCACCCAUGGUCUCUCCCUUCUCCCUUCCACCUUGCUGAGGUGUCCGAGCUCAGCUGGAAGCCGCUGUUCAAGGUGAUCGCUGCUGAGAGUCACAGCUCUAAAGUAACCCACAGCAUUUGUCUCAAAUGACUUCUCCGAAACGCAGCAACAGCAUGAAGGUUCCCCUGCCUGCUGCGUGGGAAGCAGUAGCAGAGCCCCGGCUGCGCUAUCAAGGAAACAGUGCGUACAUACCAAGGAGCUCUCCUCUUACCGCUGCUGCCUUCCUCCUGGACAAUUUGCGACCACUCUUGUUUUGUUAUUGUCAAGCAGCAUUUUAAAUGAUGGUGAGGAAGGCUAGAGGCUUUGCUGCUAGUUUUGAUGUUAGCGACAACGAUGCCUGUAAGGGCAGCUGUACACACCGAGUUUUCAUGCAGUAGCAAACAAGAAAAUCAAAGCCUGUCUAAAAGGGAAAAACCACGAGCUGCAAAGGUAAACCUGCAUGAAUAAAACCCAGGGCUGGGAGCCUGCUGCUACAGGCUUGCACAGAAUUUGAAGCCGAGGCAAACUUUACUCAGUUGACUUCAGCUGGGUAUUUCUCCAGCUUGCAACUCGGACCGGUUCAGAUCCCCUUCAAAAUGCACUGAACUAAGUAUGUUUUGCUUUAUAACUGUGUAACACAGAAAUCUGGCUCAAAAUGACACUUUUAGCUUUUGAUUCCAUAGCACGGAUCGUUGAGUUUGGUAAAAGACAGCUUUUUUUAAAAAGGGUGGGGAGCCCUUGGUGGUGCAGAACAGCCACUUCCCUCUCUGCCUCACUUGUCAAGUGGAACUGUCUCACCAGCGCAGCCUGCAGAAGCGGCAGUUGACUUCCCAGAAAAGGUUUGAUUCAAUGCCAGUUCGUGACUGCUUAAUGUCAUUUACAUGCUUGAAAAAUUAUCUGGAAAUACAUAGACUCUGCUAGCACUUGCUGUCUUGUUAAAUGAAGUCUGAAUUUGGAUCUGGCUGGCACCCAUGUAGUGUCCUUACUAGUCAUUAAAUAAAGUAUACUAGCAUCUUGCUGAGUUAAAUCAUCCUGCUUUGGAAUUAACUGAAUUCUCUUUCCAAAUUCUUUGUCAAACCUUGUUGCAACAAACUAUUUCUUCCUACAGAAGAAAAUUAUUCAGCAGGACAAGAGUUCAGGGCUUUUUUUAACAUCCAAGUUCAAUGUUUUAUUUCCUAUGGAACUGACCUGGUACUUUAUUUACUUGAGGGGGUGGGGAAGAAGGUGCUUUCACCUGCUUGCCAAUGGUUUGGAUUUAACACAGCACUCUUUACACAGCAUUGUCACUUUUGGAGAUCUGAAGAGUCUGCUUUGAGAGUUUGGAGGAGCGCUCUGUAAGCAGAUUCUCUUCAUUUCAGGAAACCUAAGGGAGAAAAACGUUUGCACAGAUACUUUCUUGAUUUCACAUUAAUCUUCCUGCUUUGGCAGACUUCCCCCGGUGUUUGCCAAGGUGCUGCAUUAUACUUGCAAGGGCCCAAAGGGUCACAACACCCAGCUGGCACCUCUCUUCAGGCUCCCACACAGACAGUGCCUCCACUUGUCUCUGCUUACAGUCAUCAAGAAUCUGCGUGAAGACUGCUGCAGGCAUCACAGACUUCCUUACGACCUGAGCAUAAAGAA
Molecule: messenger RNA, 3398 nt
Organism: Harpia harpyja (harpy eagle)
Lineage: Eukaryota; Metazoa; Chordata; Aves; Accipitriformes; Accipitridae
Gene: LRRC10
Product: leucine rich repeat containing 10
Exons: 1
Coding region: 591-1427 (278 amino acids)
Molecular function (GO): protein binding
Source: RefSeq, a predicted model, not a curated record